AUGAUAUCAAUUGAUGUUCUGUGGGGCUGUCAAGUCAACACAUUAAACAGACCUUCGACUCCCUUGCAAACACGAAGGAUAAAGCGGCUCUUCUUUUCUCAAGGCAACAGAGAGAGUACACGAAAGUUUGCUCCAAUGCAGUUGAAUAUCAUGCCAACACGACCUCUACUAGGGAUCAUUCCUGCUCACAGAAGGGGCGUGUCUGUGCAAAGGUUUGGUGACUCGUGUAUUGACAAAAAGAUGAUUUGUCGCAUUAUUAUCCAAUGCCUUAGCAGCUACAAGAAUUUUGGCUCAAAGGAUUAUUGA
This is a messenger RNA of Pochonia chlamydosporia 170, 306 nucleotides long. RefSeq lists its product as hypothetical. NCBI's taxonomy places the organism in Eukaryota, Fungi, Ascomycota, Sordariomycetes, Hypocreales, Clavicipitaceae. The record is from RefSeq and is a predicted model, not a curated record. Bases 1 to 306 code for a protein of 101 amino acids. The transcript has a single exon.